GGGAUGUUUGGUGAUGUGGCUCUGCACUGAAAUCCUGGAGACGAAAUUGAUCAAAUAAACCACGCAGCUCUUCCCUGCGCCGAUUAAACAGGUCAGCUAUGUUUAGCCGGCUGACCCAGGGGGUGACCUCCGUCCUUCACGAGCUCUCCGGCGAGGAACGUUCCGAUGGAGACUCCCAGGAUGGUCUGGUCCCUCAACCCCAGCCUGAUGCAGAAACAUCCCUGGAGUGCGCGGGACCCUCAGAAGAGGCCCUGGAGAGACUGGCACAGACAGAGCAGCUGGUGGUUCAACUGAAUGAGUUGAUUCGAGAUAAGGACAUCCAGCUCGCCUGCACUGAGAGACAGCUUAAGGAGGAAAAAGAACAAGCAGAGGUCAAGUUUACAAAGCUUAAACUGCAGGCCAAAGCCAAGAUGGCUGCCCUAAACAAACAGAUCUCUGAGCUGAAAGGACAAGAAGUGUUGAACAGCAGUCAGAAUUCAGAGAGCUCCUUCACGAUGGCUCCCGGAGUGGAGGAGGAACUCCAACAGCUCAGAGAGAAGCUCAGUCAGGCGGAAUCAUCCAACAAGAUCCUUCAGCAGCAGCUCUGGGAAGCUGAACAGCGCGUUAGAGAAGAGGGACACGCAGAGCAGGUGCGUGUCCUGCAGACUGUGGUGAAGGAAAAGGAUGUCCGAUUCCAGGAACAAAUCCUUAAACAUGAACAGGAACUCCUCAGUCUCACUCAGGCCUCAAACAACAGUGAUUUACAGCAGGCUCUGUGUGCAUCCCAACAACGCAUAGAGGAGCUGGAGGAAUCCCUGCGCUCUCGUUCAGAGGUCUUAGAAAUGUUGCAACAGGAGCUCAACAGUGCAGACCAGCAAAAACAGAUUCUGACUGCUCAGUUCAGGCAGAUGGAAUUGGAGUUAGCAGAAGCCCAAAGACUGAGAGAAGAGGAAAGGCAACAGAGGAUCAUGCAAACUGAUGAGGAAAUGCAGGCUCUUAGAACCAGACUGGAUGCAUCAGAUAAUGAGAAAGACCAGACCAUCAAUGCUCUCAAUUCUGAAUUACUGAAAAAGACCACAGAGCUUGAGGAAAUGAGAGCUAAGCUUGAAGAUGAAGAAAGAGAAAAGGUUGAAAGGCUGGAUAAAUUUAGAGAAAUAGAGACUACCUUCAAAACUGAACUGGCCGACAUGCAAGCGUGUUUGGAAGCCAGACUGGAGACAUCUGAGAGUGAAAGAAACCAGACCAUCAAUGCUCUCAACUCUGAAUUACUGAAAAAGACCACAGAGCUAGAUGAAAUGAGAGCUAAACUUGAAGCUGAAGAAAGAGAGAAGAAUGAAGGUCUAGAGAAAUUAAAAGAGAGAGAGACAGAACUGGCCAACAUGCAAUCGUUUUUAGAAGCCAGACUGGAGGAAUCCAAAAAUGAGAGAGAGCAGACCAUUAAUGCUCUCAACGCUGAACUACUAAAAAAGACGACAGAACUAGAUGAAUUGAGGGGACAACUUGCAGCUGAAGAAAGAGAAAGGCUGGAGACAGUACAAGAGCAACAAACAAACUUUGAGACAGAGCUGGCCAACUUGCGCGAAAGUUUGGAAUUUUCAGAGAAACAGAAAGAGGAGAUGACAAAGAAGCUAGAGGUGGAGGUCACAAGUCACCUGGUAGAGCUUCAGCAUCUCCAGGAGAAGCUUGAUGAAGUGGAGAGAGAGAGGGAGGAAGGAUCUAAGAUUGAACGUGAUAAUUUAGCACAGAUGCAAAACGAGCUUGAGUCCUUAAACGAGAGACUGGAUGCAACCAAAGAGGAACAAGAAGCAGGACUCCAAGCAAAAGAUGCACUGGAGAAACUGUGGAGAGGGAUUCAUUCUUUGACGAUUGUUGAGGAAGAAGAGGUGGAAAUAUCUACCCCUACUGAUCCUGCACAGUUCUUAGAGGUGUUACCCACCUUGGAAGCCCAGCUGGGCAAACUUACAGCUGAACAGCAGGAGAGUCAAACACGAAUGUCUCAAAUCACUCUAACUCUACAAUUUUUGCAAGGUCAACUGGAUAAAAGCACAGCUGAAGGAGAGGAAGCAGUUGCUAGGAUACGGGAACUGGAACAACAACUUCUCACUCUUCAGGUUGCUGGUGAGUCAUUAGGAGAUCAUGUGACUGACCUGACUGUGAGGGAUUUGGACAGGGCACACCAGGAUGGCAGUGGAAAUGCAUCUGCAUCACAGACAGAUCAGACUCUGUUUUUGGAGCAGCAGAUUGCGGACAGGGAAAGGGAGCUUUAUGAUCUUAAAGAAAAACUGUUGCUCACCACUGACCAAACUCUGAAAAUGCCAGAUUUGGAAAGUGCUGACAUUGUAAGCACUUUGCACGACAACUCUACAGCUCUAUAUGAGGUUCUCGAGGACACACCAGAGGAAGAGACGACACUUGUUGCAGUGGACACCUCUGCUCUGUCUAUCUCUGCUGGCAAUGAGAGUAGCCCUGAGCUUAUAGUACCACAGCUUGAGUCCCCUGGAGAAUCAAAGGGUACUUCCUCAGAUGAAAUGGUGACUAGCAGUGAUUCAGAAGUAGCACAUAGCAGCUGGACUCUUUUGGAAGCAGUAAACCAAGACAGCCCUCAAGAGUGGCCUCCCCAAGUUCAGGAUUUUGCCUCAUUACGCUUAACAACUCAAUCUUGGGAGGAGACUUGUGAAGAGCAGGUCACAUCAACCAGCUGUAUAGUUGAUAUUGAGUCACCAUCUUUAGUUAUCCAUGAAAAUGUACAGGUACAUCUUGGCCAGCAGGAGGGAAGUCUGCUAAAUUCUGAUUCAGGCACUGGUCAGGAUUUUGCACAGAUAUUAGCAGAAGAGAUUCAGAAAAGAUACAGUGAAAUUCUGGGAGAGCUUCAGCAGCUGAGAGUAUCAUCCUUACAAUCCCAGGAGAAAGUCAACCAGCUGGAGGAAGAAUUGAAGUCAGUGAAAAUGAACAGCAAUGAGGCUGAAACAAGGGCAAACAUCUGUGAAAAAGAGCUGAUGGAAGCUAAGGCAUUGAUCCAGCAAAAAAAAGUAGAUGCACAAAGUGUCACUCUGCAGUUUGAGAACUUACAAGAAGAGGUUCGCUACAAAGAUGAGAAGAUGCAAGUCUUACAGGUAGACCUAGAUGAAGCCCAGCGAAGUCUUGUUGAACAAGAGGGACAAGCUAGAAUGCUGGCUGCUCAACUGGAGGACAGAGAGCUCACCUCCUCCAAACUGGAACAGAAGCUCUUGGAUAUGGAGGGCAGGUUACUGCAGAUCUCUCAGGAGGCCGACAUGACCAAAGCUUCACUCAUUGACAGGACUGCAGAGCUGGAAGACCUACAAAAGUGUCUUUCACAGAAAGACCAGGAAUUGAUGGAGCUUAAUGAUAGCAUGACUGCCAAACUACUCCAGGCUGGAGAGGAAAAGUUUGCGAUAUCUAAUGAAGUCAAAAAGCUAAAAGUGCAAAUGUCUGAACUUGAGAGGGCCUGGGAUGAGCAGCAUAAAAGCAAAGAUGAUAAAACAGCAGAAAGUGAGGAGCUUUUUGCUUUACGAAAGGAGAAAGAAGACAUGGUUGCUCAGAUGGAUGCUUUAAAGAAAGAUGGAGAGCAGGUAAAGAAAAAGCUGCAGGCAGCUCUGAUACAGCGGAAGGAAUUGAUGAAAAAAGUAGCAGAGUUUAAGAAGGAGGCUGAGAGCAGGGAAGAAAAGGAAAGUGAUGAUAAUGAGGGUAUGACUCUUCAGUUCAAAUAUGAAAUUAAGGAAAAAGAGCAGGAAAUACAGAAGCUUGAAGCAUUGUUGCAAGAGACCAGAGAAGUCUUGAAUUCAAAGGAUGAGACCUUGGUGCAUUUGGAACAAAAAAUCAACAACCAAGAGCAAGCAUUGUCUGAGACACAUGCAGAAAUACAGCGUCUGACAGAGCAGUAUGUUAAAAUGAAUGAACAACAAAUGUUGCAGGCAGAUGAGGACAAAAAAAGACUUCUUUCACAGAUAACAUCCAUGAAAUCUGACAUUGAAACUUUGCAGAGAAAGCUCCAGGAAGCUACUGAUGCCAAUGAAGAUGCUAUUGUGAAAGAUUGCCAUCAUCUCGAGCAGAUGAAACAGCAGAAAGAAGAGUACAGUGUCCUUCUUGAGCGCUUCCAAACUGAAGAGGGAGAGAAAUCUGAGUUGUUGAAUCGUAUUAAGGAACUAGAGGGUCUUAUAGAAUCAAAGACUGCUGUAGAUAAAGUGGUGAGUGUGGAUGUACAGGGAAAUGUUGGGUCUACCUUACAGAAUCUAGAAAAAACAGAGACAAACGAUUGGGUUCAAGAGGAUUGGGUGGAUUUCUCUUCAGCUGAGACAGAAACACAUCAGCAGCACAAAUCUGGUCAGCAGCUUCCACAGAUGAGAGAUCAAGAUGAAAUUAUUAAUGCUGUCCAGGAGGAGAUUAAAGCUGAGCAAGCUGACCAUGUGGACUUAGAGCUACGGCUACAAGAAAGCCAGGCCUCCCAGUCAAAUGUAGAUAUCAAGUUCCAAGAACUUUGUAAGGAACUUGAAGGUUUGAGGGAAAAGGAGAGGCAGAUUGAUGCUCUCACCAAGGAGAUGGAGGCUCUUAGAGAGAAGUGUCAGAGAGCAGAAUCUCAUACAGAAAUGCUGAAAGGAGAGGUAGAUGAGGCUUGGAAAGCAGCUAAAAGAAGCAUCUCAAAUGCUGAGUCCCCCAUCAGAGCUCUUCAGUCAGAAGUGGAGGAAUUUCAACAGUUUCUGAAAAACAAGAAUGAUGAGAUUGUUGAUCUAAGUCAACAGUUGAGUGAACAAAGGUCCCUUUUACUUAAGAUGCAGGAAACUGUAUCAGAGAAAGAUCAGCAGAUUGCUUCCUUACAAGAAGGACUUAAAGCUGAGCAAGAUAGGAUUCAAAAACUUGAAGCAGAAAUACCACAACGAGAGGAAGAAGAGAAGGGUAACAAUGCCAAACUACAGCAGCUUCAGCGCAAACUGCAGGCCGCUCUUGUGUCACGCAAGGAGGCUCUCAAAGAGAACCAGGCCCUCAAGGAAAAACACACUGCUGCUGAAAAGGUUAAAUUAGAGCUACAACAGAAGCUUGAGUUUGCGGAAAUGGAGCUGAACAAAUCAAGAGAAGAAAAGGAGAAGUUAAUUGAGGAGGUGAGUCGAACUUUAUUGGAAAAUCAGAGUCUAAGUGCCUCCUGUGAGAGUCUUAAACUUGCUAUGGAGGGUGUUUUGAAUGAGAAGGAUGCAUACAAACAUCAAGCUGAGAGUGCCAAAGAGGAAGCCAAACAAAUGUGCAAACAGCUGGAAGAAAAAGUGCAAAACAUGAAAGAGGAGUAUGAGACCCUCCUCAAAUCAUAUGAGAAUGUGAGUGAUGAGGCUGAACGAGUGAGACGAGUGCUUGAAGCUGCUCGACAGGAGAGGCAAGAGUUGGCAACCAAGGCACGAGCUCAUGAGACAGCCAGACAAGAGGCAGAGAGACUAGCAGAGGAAGCUAUGAAGGAGGUGGAUGUUAUGAAAGAGAAAAUGAGGAAGUUUGCCAAGGUCAAGCAUCAGAAAAUUAUGGAUCUAGAGGAGGAGAAUGAAAGGCUUAGGGAGCAAGAGGAGAAGAAAGGGGCCAGACAUGCAGAAACUGAGUUUAAACAAGCGCUGGAGAGAGUCAAAGAAGAGUUUGAGACCUUAAAGGCAAAUUACAAUACUGUAAUAGAUGAGAAAAACUCUUUGGAACAGCACGCUGAGGAGUUGAGAAACCGUUUGGCUAAAGAAAUGGACAGAAAAGACAGUGAAACUCUGGGUGCAAGCUCCAUAGAGACUUUAACAGAUGUUAGAGUCAUCACACGGCAGAGAAGUCCAGAUUUAAUUGAAAACCAACAGUACCUGGGCAAUACUAGUUCCCCAGAGUCUAAUCUACAACUACAGCCAGAAGAAUCCAUUUCUGCUGUACUUGAUCAUGAAGUAACGGAAGUGCAAGCAAAUAUUGAAAUGAUUUCCCAAGCAGAGGAAAGGCUCAGGGAACUGGAGACCUCUCUCGAAACAGCAGAAUGUAAGAUAAGAGAACUUGAAUCUGCUCUUGAGGAUCAGAAGGAAUCCAGAAACAAGCAAGAAUCCAUGCUUAAAUCAGAAUUAGCUUCCCUCAAGCAACAAAUUCUGGAGACUUUAGAAAGAGAGGCAAUCCAGAAAGAAGAGAUCUCAAAGAAAGAGAACCAACUUCAGGAACUGCGCACCAGUCUAGAGGCUGAAAGGGAUGACUUGGAGGAACGGUUGAUGAACCAACUGGCCCAGCUUAAUGGCAGCAUUGCAGGCUACCAGCAAGAGGCAGCUGACAGUCGUGAUCGCCUCACAGACAUGCAGGGGGAACUAGAGAAAUUGGAGCGAGAGCGAGCUGAGCUGGAGGCUGAGGUGACAGGUGAGAGGGACCGGACAGCCAGGAUAGAAGAGGACAUGAGGCAGGCCCAAAGAAAGAGAGCUGAGGCAGAGGCUGAGGCAGGCAAACAGAGAGAGCUGGAGCAAAAGUUGAAAUCAGCACAGAGGUUUAAAGAAGGUUGUCAAAACAGAACACGUCAGCUCGAGGAACUGCUAAGAGAGAAGCAGCUGGAAGUCCGUCAGCUGCAGAAAGACUGCAUUGAGUACCAGGAAAGAAUCAGCGAACUGGGUAAAGAAGUUAAGUCAUUGCUGUUGGGUAGAGAUGAGGUGCAGGGUGAACUUGAGGCAACGCGCUUGGAAGUCGCAAAGAUUAUGCAAGAGAGAACAAGUGUUGAAUCUGAGCUAUCAGAAUGUAAAGGGAAACUGGACAUGGCACUGGAGGCGGCGAAGCAGGCCCAGGCAGGCAAACUGGCAGCUGAACAAAAGGCACAACAACAAGAGGCUGACUUGAAAGCAGAUGCGGAGCGUACCCUGGAUGAAGUCAGGUAUCGGCUUGGAGCAGAGCUUAAGCAGAUGGAACUGAGACUAGAAAAAGCCUACAGGGAACGGGAGAAGGAGGAAGAGGCAACUCUGGAGGCAAGGAGUGUUACUGAGGCUGCAGACAGGCAUGCCCAGAAAAUGCAGGCCCGUCUGGAUGAAGCGCUGGCUCGGUUGGCUGCCUUCUCGCGCUCCAUGUCCUCUCUGCAGGAUGAUCGUGAUCGAGUGCUGGAUGAAGCAAAGCAAUGGGAGAAUCGCUUUCAUAGCGAACUACAGGAAAAAGAGGCUGAUGUUCGGGAAGCUGAGACUCGUGCUAAAGAACUCGCUGAAAAACUGCAGAAAGAGAUGUCCCAAAAAGACGAACUGCAGAGUUUAGUGGAAAGGAUGCAGAAAGCAGAAGAGAACCUACAGCUACAACUUGCUGAGGUGGAAAAUAAACAUAGUGAAAGCCUUGCAGCUCUUGAGAAAGAAAAAGAAGACUUACAGCAAAAGCUUACUCAGGUAGAGAACAACCUGGCCCAAACUCGCUCCCAGCUGACCUCCCUGGAGACAGAAGCAGAGGGACUCCGCCACCGUGCUAAAGCUCUAGAAGACACAGUAGUCAAGCUUCAGAGUGAGAUUAAUGAGGCACAUACAGCGAUUAAGGAAAGAGAGACAGAGGAAAGGAGACUAUGCUUGAGGCUGGAGCAACUGGAGACAGACCUGGGCUCUUCAAAGAACCUUACCGAAACCCUUCAGGUAGCUUUGGAUGAGAAGGAAAAAAGAGAAUUGGAGCUCCUUGGUGAGAAAGAGCAAGCUGUGACACAGGCUGUAGAGGAGGCCAGGAAAGAUGCAGAUGAAAGGGCAGACAUGGCAGAGAAAGAGCUGGAGGAGAGGAGAGUGGAGUUGCGUGGUUUAGAGGAGAGACUUCGUAAAGCUGAGGAGAAUGCCUUCCAGAGCAGAGCUCAAUUGGAGUCUUUCACCAAGGCUAUGGGCUCCCUGCAGGAUGAUAGAGACAGGGUGCUCAGCCAAUACAAACAGCUAGAGGAACGACACCUCCAAGUUAUGAUGGAGAAGGACAACCUUAUCCAGGAGGUUGCAGGUGAGAAUAACGGGCUAAAGGAGGAGCUUCGAGUCCUGUUGUCACAGCGGGAUGACCUCAAUGCUGAGAAUGCCAAGCUGGCUGCCCAGCUUCAUGGCUACAGAAAUGACCUGAACCAGGUUCUUGCCAUGAAGGACUCCCAACACAAGCAAAUUCUUGCUGCCCAAGCAGAGCACAUCAGUGUCCUGGAAAGAGAGAAGGAAGAACUCAAGAUCCAUAUUCAGGCUCUGGAAACAGAUCUUGUGCAAGGAAAGAUUUCUCCACUGGAGAAGGAAAACUUGAGCCAGGCCAGUGAUGGAAGUGUUAGGGUAGAUAAUAGUGAUGCACCAGGGACAGAGGUGGAGAAGCUGAGGGAGCAGUUCGAGGCUGCUAUGAAGCGCAUCACCACCUUGGAAGAGACCUUGGAAUUGGAGAGGGAAGCCCAGGUAGCCCACAGCAAAGAGCUGAAGAAGCUGCAUUGGGAGGGCGGUGUUCUGCGAACUGAGGCUGAAACAGCCGAGGAGAGGGUGGCGGAGCUGGCACGCGACCUGUUGGUGAUGGAGCAGCAGCUUCUAGAGGAGAGGGAGGCAGCUGCACAGCUUCGAGCUCAGAACCAGUCCUUUGGUCAAGCCAUGGCCUCUCUGCAGGCCACAAGAGAUCAGGCUGUCAGUGAGGCCAAGGAGCUGCGGCUACGUUUAGAUGAACAUAACCGGACAAGUCACUCACCAUCUCUCCCAAGUGGCUCUAAAGGCGAAGUGUGGAGUCUCAAAAAUGCCCUAUCAGCACUUCAGAAUGAUAGAGAGAGAAUGCUGGAACAGCUACAGUUGCAGAGGUCUGAAUUAGACCGGCUCGGAUCAGGUGAACUGGCCCAGCUCACUCAGGCUCUGGAGGAAGAGAGGAGAAGGACAGGAGAAAGAGAGAAGAUCAUGGCCCAGAUGGAGAGAGACAAGCAAGAACUAGAGAUGCUCAGGCUGGAGAGGAUGGACUGGCAGGGCCAGGCCGAACUCCUGAAGCAGCAGACCCUGACCACCCUUUCAGACCGGGACCAACAGGUGCGCCAGCUUACUGCCAUGCUGGAGGAAGCACGGGCAUCAAAACUACGGCACGAGCACACUCAAAGACAGGGAAACCUUGCAGUAGAUGCUGCCCCUGGUGGCCCUCUUGAGCACAGUGAGGGAUAUAAAGCCGAGUGCAUUGAACUCCAGAGAAGGCUGGAUGAGGAGACAGAACAGAGACUCAGGGUAGAGGAGCAGCUCAUUGCCACACAGGAUCACCUCAAACGUUAUACGCAGGGAGAGUGGCAGACAGCAUCUGAAGCGAAGAUGUCGGAGACUGCUGUCCUUAUUGAGCCACCAGAGGGCGCCAUUACAAGGACUCGAAGUGGUGGACCUGGGCUGCUGCGGAUGCUGCGAGUCGCAUUCUGUUCUCGCCAGCGCACCCCUCUGCUGGUGUCACUGUACCUGCUAACUGUUCACGUGCUGCUGCUGUUAUGCAUGGGAGGAUAUCUGUGAAAGAGACCCAGAACACAAUACUGAGAAAGACAGAGCACGCCUUACUGAAAGAGAGACAGUUACAUACUCAUUGGUUUAUUAUACAAAUCAAAUUGACACAUAAAUUAACACAGGGUUAAUUUACGUUUUUGUUUUCUUGCUUAUUUACCAAAGUUACAUCUAAUCUGUUUGUUUUUGUCAGAAUGCUCUUUGCCAAAAUCAGCUCCACCCUGUUUUACAGAGAUAGUAUCACCUAAAAAUGAAAAUUCUCUCAUCAUUUACUUGCCCUCAUGCCAUCCCAGAUGUGUAAGGCUUACUUUCUUCUGCAGAACACAAAGAUAUCUCAGCUCUGUUUGUCAAUACAAUGAAAGUAAGUGGUGACAAAACCUCCAAAAAGCACAUUAAGGCUGCAUAAAAGUAAUCCAUACGACUCCAGUGGUUUAAUCCAUGUCUUCUGAAGCAAUAUGAUAAGCGUGGGUUAGAAACAGAACAAUAUCCAAGUCCCUUUUUACUAUAAAUCUCCACUUUCACCAGCUCUCCAAUGCGUGUUCAUGAGAGUACGGAACUGUUCUUCUGUGCAUUCUUGAAGCAUACCGCCACCUACUGAGCAGGGAGAUGAAAGAAGAAAAAAGGGAGGGAUAAAGCAAUGGAAAAGAAUAAAUAAAUAAUAUUUUCACAACAGCCCAGUAGGUGGCGAUACGCAUGAAGAAUGCAAAUCAGCAAAAAAACAACAAAGAAGAACUCUUGUGAAAGUGCAUAGGAGGACUGUUUGAAAAUAGAUUAUAGUUAAAAAAAAAAUUAAAAAAAAAUAGGGCUUUAAUAUUGAUCUGUUUCUCACUCACACCUAUCAUAUCACUUCUGAAGUCAUGGAUUUAAAAACUGGAGUCCUUUUAUGCUGCCUUGACAUGCUUUUUGGAGCUUAAAAGUUUUGGUCACUAUUUGCAUUGUAUGGACCUACAGAGCUGAGAUAUUCUUCUAAAAAUCUUCAUUUGUGUUCUACAGAAGAAAGAAAGUCACGCAUCUGGGAUGGCAUGAGGGUGAGUAAAUAAUGAGAGAAUUUUCUUUUUUGGGUGAACUAUCCCUUUAGUGGGGCUUGUUCAUACCAGUAACACUAGAGCACUAGUUGCUAUCUCAUGAACGAAGGACUUGUUUUAUGCAUCUUCAAAUGUAAUUUAAAAAAUGUAAAUUGAGUUGACACUGUACAGGGUCUAUAUAUUUGUUUCUUUACAUAUUAGGAUCGCGGGUCUUUCAUUUUGUCUUUAUGCACGAUUGUGUAAAGUUAGGCAUAAGACUGUUUCAACCACAUUCCGACUUCCUGUAAUCUGUUUACUUGUAAUCUGCCUGUUUAUGCAUUCAUAAAAUGGAAACAUUCAGAUGAAAUGUAAUGGCAUAUGAUGCGGAUGCUGCAUGUCUGUACUAGGCGAGACCCGUCGGCAGUCUUCGCAGCUGUCCCAGUGUGCUACAUAAAUCAAGACUCCUGGCGGUGGCCAAUACCCCGGUGGCAAAUUCUUCAUUGUUGCCACUGGUUUGCCAUAGAAGUGUUUACCAGUAUUGGCAAAUUGUCCAUUGUUGCCAAAGGUUUGCCACAAGUUCACCACUACCGGUGAAGAUCUGUAAACUUCCGGCAAUAAUUUGCAGCAAAAUACAAGAUAAUUUGCAUGUAAAAUUAAAGAUCAGCAAGUUUGCCAGAACUCUAGAUUUGUGUAAGGGUGUUUAUCCAUUUUAUGGCUGACUCAUUUGCCAACUUGGUGCAAUACUGUCAUUUUUCUUUGUUUUCUUUGUUGUUGUUUUGUGUCCUUUAAUGCAUCAUGCUUGGUCCAUCUCUGGACUACUAUUCCAUUUAUUUCCCCUUCUGUGGCUUAAAUAGCUUGAACUUGGAUCAUUUUAUUACCAGUUUGUUUAAAUAUUUUGACUGUUUCAGUUCUUAGAUACUGUAUGCUUCAUAAAGUCAUUAAUGCUCAGCUUUCAUAGCAGUUUUCUGAGCCAGAGCCGAAAGACUUCCUGUUCACACUCUGAUCUCAUAGGGCUGCAGUAGAUUGUGGUUCAAAUAUUGUCUCUAUUAACAGUGAGAUUUUAAGCACAGCCCAGUCAGUGUUUUAUCUAUGUAA
Messenger RNA from Myxocyprinus asiaticus (Chinese sucker), 11494 nucleotides. RefSeq names its product golgin subfamily B member 1-like. The transcript is spliced from 20 exons. NCBI's taxonomy places the organism in Eukaryota, Metazoa, Chordata, Actinopteri, Cypriniformes, Catostomidae. The coding region runs from base 99 to 9407 and encodes 3102 amino acids. Gene Ontology annotation, cellular component: Golgi apparatus; endoplasmic reticulum-Golgi intermediate compartment; cis-Golgi network. The record is from RefSeq and is a predicted model, not a curated record.